This is a messenger RNA of Ascochyta rabiei, 291 nucleotides long. RefSeq lists its product as uncharacterized. Lineage: Eukaryota; Fungi; Ascomycota; Dothideomycetes; Pleosporales; Didymellaceae. The transcript has a single exon. Gene Ontology annotation, molecular function: high-affinity potassium ion transmembrane transporter activity. Gene Ontology annotation, biological process: potassium ion import across plasma membrane; intracellular potassium ion homeostasis. Bases 1 to 291 code for a protein of 96 amino acids. The record is from RefSeq and is a predicted model, not a curated record. Gene Ontology annotation, cellular component: plasma membrane.
AUGAGUCGCGAACAUGCCAAACUCAAUACUGAGGUGGUUCUCUUGCGCCUGCUGAUCUUGACCAUGUACAAGCUCGCUCCUGCAACGUCUUCCCUCAAACUCUCACUGCGCUUUCUUCUCAAUUACCCACGUCGGUGCUAUACCCUGCUCUUCUCCAGCACCGCAGCAUGGACACUUGCCGCCAUUCUCUUCAUCCUCAACUUUGUCGACACCCUUCUCAUUAUAACACUUGACCUUGACAACCUUAAAGUCAAGGCCCUACCUGUAGGCCUCCGCAUCGCAGCCUCCUGA